AUGAAGUUACUUAAAAUCUAUCUCCUGAUAGUGGUGCAGGUUCUGUCGUAUCAAGACGGUAAUGCAUUAUGCCCACGUACUUUAAUGGAACCCUUAAACGGAUACAGUAUCCUCGCAAAUGGUUCCUUUUAUCACGAAGGAUCGUUAUACGAUCUCGAUGUCUUAUUGCUUCACAAUGAUACCAUUUCUUGUCCCUGCGAAACAAGCCUUUGUGUAAGGAAGUGUUGUCCUGUUGAUCAAGUAUCGAUCAUUCGAGAAAAUCGAGCUGAAUGUGUUUCCAUGAACAGACCCAUACCGGCGCUCAGAUUAAAGGAUCAGGAAAUGGCUCCUGAACUGCAUGGGAUAUCUAAUUUGUCCCAAGUGUUUCAUAUCAUUCAAAACAGAUACUGUCCCUACGGAUCCAUUCAACUUCAUCCCGAACGUUUUAUAGAGGAUAAAUUUGUACUCCAGAUCAAUGGCAGUAUCUCCACAGUAAGCGACAAAAUACAGAAUUCGAAAUACUGUAUGGACUGGGAAGAAAAUCUCAACAACAUAACCGUUUUCGUCUGCGCGGAAUUAGGAGCAACAGCUGUUGUCGUUGAACCUCUGUUUCCAUUGGGGAUGAUCACGUCUGUGCCUUUUCUCGUCGCCACUUUCUUGGUGUACGCUAUCAUUCCAGAACUCAGGAAUAUUUAUGGACGAACUCUCAUGUGUUAUGUGGCUUCGUUAAUUUCGGCGUAUUGCUUCCUUGUCGUAGCAAAGCUAUCGCUGCAUACUGCCGAUAACUUUUGCGUUCCUUUUGCAUCCAGCGAUCAGAUGCUUUGUGAUAUUUUGAUUACGUAUCACAAAAAAAAAGAUUUUUACUCUGAUAACCAAACGAAAAUGGAGAUCUAA
Messenger RNA from Cephus cinctus (wheat stem sawfly), 873 nucleotides. RefSeq names its product G-protein coupled receptor Mth2-like. The record is from RefSeq and is a predicted model, not a curated record. Bases 1 to 873 code for a protein of 290 amino acids. NCBI's taxonomy places the organism in Eukaryota, Metazoa, Arthropoda, Insecta, Hymenoptera, Cephidae. Gene Ontology annotation, molecular function: G protein-coupled receptor activity. The transcript has 3 exons.